AUGAGGCCGCUCAGCAACCCUUUCCAACUCUUCGACAUCGCAGCCCUCUUCGGGCUAUCUGUUGAGGGCAAUAUGUCUGAAGAUCAACCCUUCCGAUUGCUCCACCUCCCAAGGGAGAUUCGCAACAUGAUCUAUCAUGCAAUUCUGUGCGACUGGGGAGUGCAAGGCCCAUUCCACCAUCAUCUUACUGACGAUAGUAAGGAAAUUCGGCUCCAGAUCAUGGCACGCAAGGUCGAGCUCAACAUCUUGUUUGCCAACAAGCAAAUCUACCAAGAGGCGAAGCAAGUCUUCCUCGAGGGCAACCAGUUCAUCCGCAUCAAGAUCAGUGCGAGGAACCGCAGCCCCCUCAUAUACCCCUUCUCCCGUUCGUCCCGUUCGUCCCGUCCGUCCCGUUCGUCCCGUUCGUCACAGAUCGCUGUAAUCGCCUCGGGUCGCGAGAGUGUAUACCGAUUCAGGAACAUUACGGUCAUGGAGCACAUAAUCGAGUUUCCUGGAGAUCAGAGCGACUUUGGUGAAUCCGAAAUAGACGCCAUCAUACUGCAGCGCGACCUGCGGAUCUUCGCCACCAACUUCGCUCUUUUGGACACCUAUUCCCGCCGCUUUGUUGGUCAAUCCAAGCAUCAAAUCUGCAUCCACAACCCUUUUGAAGAGACUGAAUGCCCGGGUUUUCUCAAGAAUACCAAGAAUCUGGAAAAGCUUCUGGGGCCGUACCUCAAAAAGUUCCAAGGUUUCGAGGACGUGAAACUCUCCGGGAAGAUCGAUGAGGACGUUGCAAAGUCCAUGGUUGCACAGAUGAACAGCGAGCGACCUCUGACCUCCCCACCGAGCAAGCUCAUAGACAAGGUCAUCAACUUGCAGAGUCUUGGGGACCAGCUUUACCUCGAGAACAAAUACAAGCCCGCGCUGAAGGCUUGGAACACUGCACAGAUGGCCCUUCUGGCCCAGGCGAAUCGCAAGGCGUGGCCUACGUUCAUUCAGACCGCAGGCAAGGACUUUACGGACCACCUCAGCGAUGUGGCCUUCCAAGUUGAGAUCAGCAGGAUCCGAGUCUACCUCUCCAUGAUAGAGGCAGACCCAAGCAGUGGUGAUGUGAACCGCAUCACGAAGUCCUGGGUGUCACACCUGACCAAUAAAUGCACCGACGCCUUGCAAGUCGGAGAAACACUGGGCACAGGUUGGACCCCAACCGACGAUCGGAAGGCCACGAUCUAUUACUGUUGGGCAAAGGGAUACCGACUGGCCGGUGACGAUGUCCAAUUUGCUGAGGAUGCCAUCCGUCUAGCCGAUCAUCUGCGCCCUGAUGACGAGGAGAUAGGUGCUGAGAUGGAGAAGAUUGCGGAGUGGAAGCACAAUAUGGGAUUGCCAUAG
This is a messenger RNA of Diaporthe batatas, 1368 nucleotides long. RefSeq lists its product as uncharacterized. The coding region runs from base 1 to 1368 and encodes 455 amino acids. The transcript has 2 exons. The record is from RefSeq and is a predicted model, not a curated record. NCBI's taxonomy places the organism in Eukaryota, Fungi, Ascomycota, Sordariomycetes, Diaporthales, Diaporthaceae.